Molecule: messenger RNA, 616 nt
Organism: Cuscuta epithymum
Lineage: Eukaryota; Viridiplantae; Streptophyta; Magnoliopsida; Solanales; Convolvulaceae
Source: the annotation of a GenBank genome assembly
UCGACGUCGCCGGUGUGUUCUGGGCCUGACAGAGAGCGGGAGAUGUCUGUGAUCGUUUCGGCUCUGACCGACGUCGUCACCGGCGGCACUGCUCAAUAUCAUCACCCUCCGGCUACAACCCCGCAGCGGUUUUGGGAUGCCGGGGUGGAAACGCAAUCUGCACCUUCAUCCUCUAAUUCGCCGGGAUAUUCAGGAGGGGAAUGCAGGGUGAUAAGAUCAAUGGGCAUGGCAGCAACAAGUGAAGCUGCGUCCUUUGUAUACAGCUGCGGCAGUAAUCAGAGCACAGAAGGUGGGGAUAGUGAUAUUAUUGAGACAUCAAGAAGCUACAGAGGAGUGAGACAAAGGCCGUGGGGGAAAUGGGCUGCCGAAAUCAGAGAUCCCUACAGAGCCGCCAGAGUGUGGCUCGGCACCUUCGACACCGCCGAGGACGCCGCCCAAGCCUAUGACCAAGCUGCCCUCACGUUCCGAGGAAGCAAAGCCAAACUCAAUUUCCCCGAGAACGUCGUCAGCCUUUUACCACCGCCUACAAGGGAACACUAAAAAUGAAACUUCUCUAAAUAAAACUAAAAAUGAUAAAGUUCAAAAUAGAACUAUCAUUGUUUUAUUUUUAAUCAAC